AUGUCGGAUUUGGUCGGAUACUCGCAUGAUUUCCUCGCGGAAUUCAUUCACCUCUACCGUAGUUUCCGCUGCUUGUGGCAGGUCAGGUAUAGGGGAUACAAGGACAGGAUACUUCGAAAUCGUGCUUAUGACGCUCUCGUGCAAAAAUUGAGGGAGGUUAAUCCGAUCGCGGAUAAGGAGACUGUCAUACGAAAAAUCAACACGCUUAGAACCGCGUUCAGAAGGGAAUACAAAAAGGUGCGAAAUUCGCAAAAGAUGGUCCAGAAUCCUCGGCUACGAUACAGAUCUUCGUUAUGGUACUACGAUAUUUUAAAGUUCGUAGCGGAACAGAACGAAACGAGUCCACUAGAUGAAGAGAGAGACUUUAAGAAUGCUUUGGCUAACCCAACGGAUCUCUCUCAAGAGGAGAUGAUGUCUGUGCAAACGGACGUAGACAAGAUCGAGCCACCGUCACCUGUACCGUCCCCGGCAGCUAGCUCUGCUCCGGCGUUUCAACCGAUCAUCCUUGAAACCGAGGGCUCGUACGCCAGAAGAAUUUCCACCUCCGCAUCGACCGAUCCUCUCAGAAGGAAAUGUCAUCAACAACCGGAAAGCUUUCAAGAUCGUCAGCCGAAGGACUCGACGUGUGAAAUCUCUCCGAGACAGUUUGCCAGCUCCGUAACGGACGACCAUUUCGAGACGUUUGGUCGUUAUGUGGCUGGCAAAUUGAGGAAAUCGAUGCCUCGUCAAAGUAUUAUCGCCGAGAAAGUAAUCGCGGAGGUCCUCUUGAGAGCUAAUCUCGGCACCUUGGAAGAAGCUACUUGUCUUACGGAAAAAGUACCUUCUCGUUGCUUCUUAGUAAUGGGCGAUCGUUGA
Messenger RNA from Bombus terrestris (buff-tailed bumblebee), 855 nucleotides. RefSeq lists its product as uncharacterized. The transcript has 2 exons. The record is from RefSeq and is a predicted model, not a curated record. NCBI's taxonomy places the organism in Eukaryota, Metazoa, Arthropoda, Insecta, Hymenoptera, Apidae. Bases 1 to 855 code for a protein of 284 amino acids.